Bolinopsis microptera is the source of this 2012-nucleotide messenger RNA. RefSeq names its product organic cation/carnitine transporter 2-like. The transcript has a single exon. NCBI's taxonomy places the organism in Eukaryota, Metazoa, Ctenophora, Tentaculata, Lobata, Bolinopsidae. Gene Ontology annotation, biological process: transmembrane transport. Bases 71 to 1699 code for a protein of 542 amino acids. Gene Ontology annotation, cellular component: membrane. The record is from RefSeq and is a predicted model, not a curated record. Gene Ontology annotation, molecular function: transmembrane transporter activity.
GCACAAAUUCACACGUUUGUUCGUGAUUACGCCUCACCAUCCUGUCUGUAUUUGAACCUUGAUACAUACAAUGGGAGAAUCAUUCGACAAUUCUGCCAUACAGUUAAUGAAUCAGGACUUCAAGAAGAAAGAACCUCUAUCGCUUGAAGAUAUAGUCGAUAGAAUCGUGCCUAGGUUGAACUUGAAGCUUUUUCUACUGUUUCUGAGUGCUCUCUCUACUAUUUUUCACGCAGCUGCGGUGACAUAUGUAACGGCCCUCGCUGGAAAUAUACCCUACAAGGAUUGGGAAUGUGUUUCAGAUAGCUGUGAGGCUCUCUUUAACAACGCAUCUGCAGCCGGAUUGGAGAAGGACUUCUUCUCGCAGAACACGGUCUGCGGAAAUAAUUUGGUAGCUGCCACCGAUUUUAAUUGGACGACGCAAAAGACAACUUUCACGACGGAUUGGAACAUAUACUGCAAGUACGAGGCCAAGUUGUCCCUCAUUUCUAGUAUCUACUUCGUAGGAGCUCUGCUUGGUUUGUUGUGUUCAACAGCUAUAUUUGAUAGAAUAGGGCGGAAGAGAGGCGCCCUGGUGGGCUGUGUGUUGAUCACCAUGGGAACAGCUGCCAGCUCAGCAGCCCCCAACUACCAGACACUGCUAGUCCUGAGGGUCAUAUCAGGGUUCGGGCUCCUGAUCAACUACACCGGCUCCUACUGCUGGAUCAUAGAGUUUGCACCCACUCACCUCAGGAACCUGGUUAGUGGGUGCUACAACCUGGGGUGGACCCUGAGUUACCUGAUAAUGGUCAUGCUAGGGUACCUUAUAGACAAGUGGGAACAUCUUUACCUGGCUGUGAGUGGGCUUUGCGUUUUUAGUUUAGCCAUGUUCUUCAUCACUCCGCUUCCUGAGUCUCCUCGCUUUCAUCUGGUCAGAGGACGGGACAGUGAGGCAAAGAAAACCUUAGAAUAUCUGUCCAAGAUCAGUGGGCACCCAAUUUCUUUUGACACAAUUCAUCUUGUAUACGAUAAGAGAAUACAGAACUACUUGAAGCAGGUUAAAGACUUCAUGAAAUAUCGGAGCAUGCUGAAGAGAACCCUUCUCUGUAUGGUUGGUUGGUUUCUAGUGGCCCUGAUAACCUACGCGUACACGUUCGGGUGGAGUAAGAUAGGUACUGAUCUGUACACCAGCUACAUGUUCGCUGCACUGGGUGGGGGUCUCGGAUACAUUCUCUCUAUCCUUGUCUGUCGGGUUCUCGGGAGAAAGCAAGCAACGCUAUUCUUCUUUGGUUCUGUUGCAGUGAUGAACCUCAUUGCCAUGCUGGAUGUAAAACUCUCGGACACGUGGACUUUAGAGCACGUGGCGAGUUUGCUGGGGAAUGUUGGUAUUCUAGGAGCGUUUGCCAUGUUGUAUCUCUACACCGGGGAACUAGCUCCCACUUCACAUCGAGGUAUGGUCAUGUGUAUCAGCUCCAGCUGUGCUAGAGUCGGCAGCUUUAUCGGCCCGUAUGUGAGCUUGCUGUAUGGGGUGACUGAUAGGAAGAUCCCUCUGGCUCUAUUUGCUGGUCUGUCCGUCUGUGCGUUUGUGGCGAUCUUGUUCCUUCCGGAUACUACUGGAGUUGGGAUACCAGAAACACCAAAAGAUAUUGAGAUUGAUCGCGAAGGAAAGGAAGGGUUUGAUGAAUUAAAAGACAUUUCUGAUGGUGAAACUAGAAUCCCAUAAACUGGAGAAAAUUAUUAAUUUCAACGUCAAGAUUUUCAAUGACCCUUAAACGAUGUAACUGUAAGACUUGUUACGAACUGGUUCUAACAUGUAAUUGUAAUUGUAACUGUGUAAGUCGUAGGUGAACCCUCAAACCUCAAUGUUUUAGACUUGUACGCUGUUGUUUUAACUUAUUUGUAUCUAGAACUUUUCAGAAGUCCCUCUCCGCCUCAGACAGGGCCUUCUGAACCCGACCCAUCUCAGAUCCAUGAUAAUUACUGUUAUUUUAACUUAUUUGUAUGUAUUGUACUUAUUCAUGACAUAACAAUUUUAU